CGAAUUAAUGUUACGCAAAUCUCCGGAAGAGAACAGACCCCUUGCGAACUUCAAGCGAGACUACCCCGCUGCCACCUAGUAUGUCGUACAUAUAAUCAGGUGUGUUCCAAUCUAGAUCUUUGCUAUCCCUUCCUUGCAACGUGGCCGCUAAUAAUGACGCUGACUUUGAUGCGGCUCCGGUUAGUACUAACGACAGCGGAAAUAACAUUACGGCGUCUGCGUUCUAUCAGGUUCUUACCUUGUGUUUUGCUUGUCUUCUCGUACUCACUGCCGUUGUCUCGUCUACAAGACUCCUGGAAAAUAUCCGCAUUACCUACCCUGCGCAGCUCCUAUUUAUCAUUCUGCCGCGGGGCUGGCCUACCCCGAAGGUCAUCCCUGGCUUUACUAUGCAGGUAUCCGUCAGCAGGUCGUAAACCACUGGCAAGGACUUGGAGAUAAGAACGUAUACCUGGUGAACGCAACGAGAUGAAUCAAUCACAGCCAUGUGUAUCCGUCGUGGAUAUUUCAUUUCAUUU
Molecule: messenger RNA, 515 nt
Organism: Suillus subalutaceus
Lineage: Eukaryota; Fungi; Basidiomycota; Agaricomycetes; Boletales; Suillaceae
Exons: 3
Coding region: 154-438 (94 amino acids)
Source: RefSeq, a predicted model, not a curated record